UUUGACACAUAACGUAUUAUAUGUAAAAACAAUUUCAUGAUAUCCAUGCCUAUUUUGAUCAUGAAAUGAAACCCUAGACGUACCGUUGCGUUCUUCGGUUGUUCCCAUACGGCCAUUCGCAAUUCAGCAUCCAACUACGCUGCAACUAAGCACCGUCCCCUGUUCUCCACUCUUUUCCCUGCACGAGAGCAGUUGUCACUCGUCGUUGCCUGCACGAGCAGUCCUCAGUCGUCUGGCACGGUCCACUGCCGGUGUCCUCCGCAACUACGCGAUCCUUCCUGCGCGAUUCGCCAACGACAAAUUCUUUCGCAUCGUGCACCUGCACGACCACAAAGGGAGAUCACCAACGAGCAAGGUUUUACUCAGUUGCAAGUCGAGAGAUUUUAUUCAGUCGCAAAUCGAGAGAUCAGCAGAUCACCAACUAGUAAGGGUCACAACUUGAUCCAUAAGAUAACGCCAAUAUUUAAUUGCCAAUAUUGUUCAAUUCUAAGAUUGCUUAGAGAUGGAUGACUGGGAGGAUGAGCAAAUUCCACCUCUUCUCAAUAAGGAGCGACCUAGAAAUGGAUGGGAUGAUGAAGAUGUUGAUGAUGUGAAGGAAUCUUGGGAGGAUGAAGAUGAUCCUGCUCCGGUACCUGCUGCUGCCCCUUUGGCGGGAAAGACCUUAAAAAAACCAGUUACAAAGUCUAGUGAAAAGAAAGAUAAAGCAGUUGAAGUGUCAGAGGUAGUGCAGUUAGAUCCUGUAGCAGAGAAACUUCGUCAACAACGGCUUGUGGAGGAAGCUGAUUUUAAGUCCACUACCGAACUGUUUGGGAAGAGAGGUGAUGACAAGUCCCUUCAUAACUUCAUUCCCAAAUCUGAAAGUGACUUCUUAGAGUAUGCAGAGCUUAUUUCACAUCAGCUCCGCCCGUAUGAGAAAAGUUUCCAUUAUAUUGGAUUACUUAAGGCAGUAAUGAGACUGUCAAUUACUACUUUGAAAGCAGCAGAUGCAAAAGAUAUUGCUUCUUCCAUAACGACAAUCGCUAAUGAGAAGCUAAAGGCAGAGAAAGAAGCCAAUGCUGGUAAAAGGAAGACAGCAACAAAGAAGAAACAGCUCCACCUUGACAAGCCCGACGAUGAUUUGGCGGUCAGUGCGUAUGAUGAUGUUGAUGAUUAUGAUUUUAUGUGAGCAUUUCAGUGGUCCAGCAUUAUUUUUUUAAGCAUUAUAUACAUUUCCUCCAUGAAACUGAGCUGAUGGAUCCUUGUGGUGUUCCCUCUUUCCAUAUUUUGGAGCUUGAUUUGAGUGCUAAUAUUGCGGUUUGUUGGAUGCUUGCGCUUGUUUGUGAUGCUUAGCUAGCUAAUGCUGGCCUGGCCUCCCUGCGGUUGCUCAUUGUAGGUUUAGUAUUUAUAUUGUACAAUUAUGUUGCAGUGGUUUGGAUCGUUCCUUAUAAGAUCUCAUUUCACAAUUUUCAUAUUAAUAAUCAUUGAAAUUGUUUA
Messenger RNA from Malania oleifera, 1473 nucleotides. RefSeq lists its product as uncharacterized. Lineage: Eukaryota; Viridiplantae; Streptophyta; Magnoliopsida; Santalales; Ximeniaceae. Gene Ontology annotation, molecular function: translation initiation factor activity. The transcript is spliced from 7 exons. Gene Ontology annotation, cellular component: cytoplasm; eukaryotic translation initiation factor 3 complex. The record is from RefSeq and is a predicted model, not a curated record. The coding region runs from base 503 to 1165 and encodes 220 amino acids.